CCGAUGGCGGAGCGGCGUGAGUCGCGCUGGUACUUCGGCGGCCUCGCGUCUAGCGGGGCCGCCUGCUGCACCCACCCCUUGGACCUGCUGAAGGUCCACCUGCAGACACAGCAGGAGGUGAAGAUGAGGAUGAUGGGGAUGGCCAUGCACGUGAUUCGCACCGAUGGCUUCCUGGCUCUCUACAAUGGCCUCAGCGCCUCACUGUGCCGGCAGAUGACCUACUCCUUGACUCGCUUUGGCAUCUAUGAGACUGCAAGGGACCGCCUGGGCCAUGGCACACAGGGCCCUCCCCCCUUCUAUCAGAAAGUGCUGCUGGGUGCAGUGGGAGGCUUCACCGGUGGGUUCGUGGGGACCCCAGCAGACAUGGUGAACGUCAGGAUGCAGAACGACAUGAAGCAGCCACCUGCCCUGCGGCGCAACUAUUCCCAUGCCCUGGACGGCAUGUACCGUGUCCUCCGGGAAGAGGGUUUGAAGAAACUCUUCUCAGGAGCUACUGCAGCAUCCAGCCGGGGGGCCCUGGUCACUGUUGGGCAGCUCUCCUGUUAUGACCAGGCCAAGCAGCUGGUUCUUGCGACUGGAGUGCUGUCAGACAACAUCUUCACUCACUUCCUGGCCAGCUUCAUUGCUGGCGGAUGUGCCACAUUCCUGUGCCAGCCUCUUGAUGUGCUCAAGACCCGGCUCAUGAACUCCCACGGCGAGUACCGGGGUAUUGUCCACUGUGCCAUGGAAACUGCCAAGCUUGGUCCCCUCGCCUUCUACAAGGGCUUUGUUCCUGCUGCCAUCCGUCUCAUUCCUCAGACCGUCCUCACCUUUCUCUUCUUGGAACAGCUACGCAAAUAUUUUGGGAUCAAAGUGGUCACCUGAAUAGGAGAGGUGGGAUUCUGCCUUGCCCCAGGCGGGUGAGCGUGCAGGUCACCACUGAGAUCCCAGAACCUUUCUCCACUGUCUGGGGCCGGUGCCGCUCCCCUGCCC
This is a messenger RNA of Indicator indicator, 972 nucleotides long. It is a transcript of the gene SLC25A10, whose product is annotated as solute carrier family 25 member 10. Bases 4 to 864 code for a protein of 286 amino acids. Gene Ontology annotation, cellular component: mitochondrial membrane. Gene Ontology annotation, molecular function: antiporter activity; sulfate transmembrane transporter activity; malate transmembrane transporter activity. Lineage: Eukaryota; Metazoa; Chordata; Aves; Piciformes; Indicatoridae. The transcript has 11 exons. The record is from RefSeq and is a predicted model, not a curated record. Gene Ontology annotation, biological process: phosphate ion transmembrane transport; malate transmembrane transport; succinate transmembrane transport.